Molecule: messenger RNA, 1593 nt
Organism: Nicrophorus vespilloides
Lineage: Eukaryota; Metazoa; Arthropoda; Insecta; Coleoptera; Silphidae
Product: E3 ubiquitin-protein ligase RNF115-like
Exons: 5
Coding region: 229-1059 (276 amino acids)
Molecular function (GO): ubiquitin protein ligase activity
Source: RefSeq, a predicted model, not a curated record
GGUAGCAGCAAAGUAAUAUCUAAAUUCCGGUUGGUAGAUAUUGUAGAUAGGGCAAUUGGAUAUAAAAAAAAGUACCGAGAAAAUAUAUAUCUUGUCUGCAAAAAAAAAAAAAGAAGAAUAUAGGAGAGUGAUGUUGUUCAAGAAUUGAGAGGAAUAAAAGUACUUAUUUGUUCAGCUGAGAAGAGCGUAAAACUCAUCCCGAAACUAAUCUAGAGAGUUGUGGCAGAGAUGGCAGAGGCUGCAGUCGAAGAGAAUGUGAGAUUCUACUGUCAUAUGUGCAACAUCAGAUUUGUGAGCACCUCACAAAAUUUCAAAUGUCCACAAUGCUCAGACGGCUUCGUAGAGAAGCUGGAAUCCUCAGCACAAAACGACGAAAUGGAUAUCGACGAGGGUACUCAUGAUGGAUUUUACAAUGUAAAUGUAAUCAGGUAUGGUCCUAAUAGAGGAAGACGAUUCCAUCAUAGGAUACGAUCAAGGCCUAUAACAAGAUUGCAGACGCCGCACUUGAUGCAACCGCAGACUUUCGAGAAUCUCAUCCAGGAAAUCAUCGUUAAUUUGGGUGUGGGCGUGAACGUAAUGGGUGGCAAUGGUAAUAUGCAAUUUGUUUUCGGCAAUCCGGGCGAUUAUGCAUGGGGCCGUGAAGGAUUGGAUGCCAUCGUCACGCAACUUCUCAACCAAAUGGAUACGCCGGGUCCACCGCCUUUAGCCAAAGAUAUAAUUGAUGCAAUCCCAGUGGUGGAUGUAAGCAAAGAACAGGUGGACGCGAAGCUGCAGUGCUCAGUGUGCUGGGAAGCUUUCCAGCUGAACGAGAAAGUACGGCAAUUGGCUUGCCAGCACGUGUACCAUGAACCGUGCAUCAGACCAUGGUUGGAACUGCACAGCACGUGCCCGAUUUGCAGACAGGACUUGGGCACCGAUGAACCACCAGCAAACGGUUCAUCCGAGACAGCCAAUUCAGGAGGCAUCACUCUGCAAAACACUUUGCAGCAUCUAUUUCAAGUAGUGCAGAACUCGCGAGGCGGCAGUUCCUCCACAUCAGAGCAACACGAGAGUCAGUAGUUUUAAUGUCACAAGAGUGAAUAUUUAAACAAACAAACAUAACGAUAAUUACUUGAGACACAUAAGAAAUUUAAGGACUGCUUGUAAUUGUAAUUUGAAUCACUUCAGGUUUUCUUUCUUUUUUUUUUUCCUCCUUCUUCUUUUCUUUUCAAAGUCGAUGUAUGAUAAUAAAAGUUUAGUUAAAGUAUCAUUGAUUAAAUGUAAUGUAAAUGUAUCUAUAAGUUAACUUAUAUAUAGAUAUAUAUUGGCAAGUAUAUAUAUACAAGUAUAUAUAACAUAAUUCCAUUAAUAUAAUUUAAUGUAAAUAUACUGUGUAUAGUCGUGUAAUUUGUAAGUGAUUUGUUAAAGAUUUAUCAGUGGAGGAUUUUAAAUUAUUUGUUUGUUUUUUCUUCUUUUGCAUUGUUAUAGAAUUAAUUAUGGAUUAUUCUUGGUUUAUGUGUUAAGAGAGGACUUACGAAGCUUUCGAACAUUUUAUAAAGUAACAUUUGCGUGUAUUUGCGAACUAUUUAAAUAAAUAAACGAGUACGACGAGAA